Molecule: messenger RNA, 5187 nt
Organism: Manacus vitellinus (golden-collared manakin)
Lineage: Eukaryota; Metazoa; Chordata; Aves; Passeriformes; Pipridae
Product: 3'-5' RNA helicase YTHDC2
Exons: 30
Coding region: 39-4181 (1380 amino acids)
Cellular component (GO): intracellular anatomical structure
Molecular function (GO): protein binding; RNA binding; ATP binding
Source: RefSeq, a predicted model, not a curated record
CUCGCUCUUGGAGCGGUUCGUACGGAGAGGACACAGAAAUGGAAUUUCCCUCUUCUUUCACUAGUACUGAAAGAGCGUUUGUUCACCGGCUCUGUCAGUCUCUUGGACUGAUAUCUAAAAGUAAAGGAAAAGGGGCAAAUCGAUACCUAACUGUAAGGAAGAAGGAUGGAUCAGAACUAAAACGUGCAGUAAUGACUUGUGCCUUGACUCCUGUUACAAAACAUGCUGUUUGUACUUUAAUUCGGAAUUUCCCUGUCACAAAUAAAGAACGAACAGAACUUCUGCCGAAGACAGAGCGAGGGAAUGCAUGUGCUGUUGAAUCUGAAAGCAGAGAAGUGAUUAAGACAAGUGGACGACUCAAUGAUGGUAUACCCCAGGUUCCAGUGAAAAGAGGAGAAUCUGACUUUGAUUCCUUCAGGCAAUCACUACCAGUUUUUGAAAAACAGGAAGAAAUUGUCAAAAUAAUAAAGGACAAUAAAGUUGUUUUGAUUGUAGGAGAAACAGGAUCAGGAAAAACUACUCAAAUCCCUCAGUUUAUUCUUGAUGACUGUUAUAAAACUGGAACUCCCUGUCGUAUAUUUUGCACUCAGCCAAGACGUUUGGCAGCACUUGCUGUGGCUGAAAGAGUGGCAGCAGAAAGAAGAGAAAAGAUUGGCCAGACCAUUGGUUAUCAGAUCCGAUUAGAAAGCAGGGUUUCUCCAAAGACACUGGUGACAUUUUGCACUAAUGGCAUCCUGCUUCGCACGCUCAUGGCAGGAGACAGCACCCUAUCUAAUGUGACACAUGUUAUUGUGGAUGAAGUACAUGAGAGGGAUAGGUUCAGUGACUUCUUGUUAAUAAAACUGAGAGAUGUGUUGCAAACCCAGCCUAAUUUAAAACUCAUUAUUUCUAGUGCAGCUCUAGAUGCAAAUCUCUUUAUUAGGUAUUUUGGAUGUUGUCCAGUAAUACACAUCCAAGGAAGACCUUUUGAAGUUAAAGAAAUGUUUUUGGAGGACAUUUUACGAACUACUGGGUAUACAAACAAAGAGAUGAUAAAGUACAAAAAAGAGAAGCAGCAAGAAGAGAAGCAGCAAAGCUCUCUUACUGAAUGGUGUUCUGCUCAAGAAAAUAAUAGCACACUAGAACCUCAGAGACAAAAAUCUGUCCCAAGGGCAACGGAAGAGUAUAAUCUGUUGGGUGAUGGCGGUGAUACAGUAUUUAAUCAACUGACUGAAAAAGAUGUGAAUUGCCUUGAACCGUGGCUAAUAAAAGAAAUGGAUUCUUGUCUUUCUGACAUCUGGUUGCAUAAAGAUAUUGAUUCCUUUGCUCAAGUGUUCCACCUCAUUUUAAAUGAAAAUCUCAGCGUUGAUUAUAGACACAGUGAAACCAGUGCGACUGCACUAAUGAUUGCUGCCGGGAGAGGCUUUUUGAAUCAAGUAGAACAGCUGAUCAGUAUGGGAGCAAGUAUCCACUGCAGAUCAUCUAAUGGCUGGAUGGCUGUAGACUGGGCUAAGCGCUUUGGACAGACAGAGGUUGUUGACCUGUUGGAAUCCUACAGUGCUUCAGCAGGAUUUGGAAAUUUGGAUGAAAGUUCCCUGGUCCAAACAAGUGGUAGUGACCUUAGUGCAGAGGACAGAGAGCUAUUGACAGCUUAUCAUCACAGUUCUGAUGAUGAAAAAGUGGAUCUGGACCUGAUUAUGCACUUACUUUAUAACAUCUGUCAUAGUUGUGAGGCUGGAGCAAUUUUAAUAUUUCUUCCUGGAUACGAUGAGAUAGUGAGCCUGAGGGACCGUAUUCUUUAUGAUGACAGGAGAUUUGCUGAUAACGCUCACAGGUACCAGGUUUUCAUGCUUCAUUCAAAUAUGCAGACUUUGGAUCAGAAGAAAGUGCUUAAAAGUCCACCUUCUGGUGUCCGCAAAAUAAUUCUUUCUACAAACAUUGCAGAAACCAGCAUAACAGUCAAUGAUGUUGUAUUUGUUAUUGACUCAGGGAAGGUGAAAGAGAAGUCUUUUGAUGCACUAAGUUGUGUUACAAUGCUAAAGAUGGUGUGGAUUUCAAAAGCCAGUGCUAUCCAGAGAAAAGGCAGGGCUGGUCGCUGUCAACCUGGAGUCUGUUUUCGUCUCUUCAGCAGGCUCCGAUUUCAGAAUAUGUUGGAAUUUCAGACUCCAGAACUUCUAAGAAUGCCACUUCAGGAGCUUUGUUUGCACACAAAACUUCUGGCUCCAAUUAAUUGUUCAGUUGUUGACUUUCUUAUGAAAGCUCCUGAUCCUCCACCAGCUUUAAUUGUGAGAAAUGCUCUGCAAAUGCUCAAGGCUAUAGAUGCCAUGGACCCUUGGGAAGAUCUCACUGAACUUGGUUAUCAUCUCACUGAACUGCCGGUAGAGCCACACCUUGGUAAAAUGGUGUUGUGUGCCGUAGCUUUGAAGUGCCUGGAUCCUGUUCUUACCAUUGCCUGUGCUCUUGCCUACCGAGACCCCUUUGUCCUUCCUGCACUGGCCUCUCAGAAGCGUGCAGCCAUGCUCUGCAGGAAACGUUUUACUGCAGGAACAUUUAGUGACCAUAUGGUGCUUCUCAGGGCUUUCCAGGCGUGGCAGAAAGCACGCAGUGAUGGCUGGGAGAGAGCCUUCUGUGAAAAGAACUUCCUGUCUCAAGCCACAAUGGAAAUCAUUGUAGGAAUGAGAACGCAGUUGCUUGGCCAGCUUAGGGCCUCAGGUUUUGUUAGAACCAGAGGAGGAGCUGAUAUCAGAGAUGUUAAUACUAACUCUGAAAACUGGGCUGUAGUUAAAGCUGCCCUAGUGGCUGGGAUGUAUCCCAAUCUUGUGCAUGUAGACAGAGAAAGCCUGGUUUUGACUGGACCAAAGGAGAAGAAAGUGCGAUUGCAUCCUACCUCUGUGCUUAGUCAAACUCAGUAUAAAAAGAUUCCCCCAGCAAAUGGCCAAACUGCAGCUGUUCAGGCACUCCCAACAGACUGGCUUAUAUAUGACGAAAUGACGAGAGCUCACAGGAUAGCGAACAUCAGGUGCUGUUCUGUGGUAACACCUGUCACUGUGGCACUCUUCUGUGGACCAGCUAGAUUACCAAGUAAUGCUUUGCAGACAUCUUCAUCCUUUCGAGGUAUACCGGAACCUGGAUUUGGAGUAUGGGAUAUACUAGUAGGGGGUGGGGUAUCUAAUGAAAGCAGUGACAGUGAGAUGGAGGACAAAACAACUGCUAAUUUAUCACUACUGAAGCUAGAUGAAUGGCUCCAUCUCAGACUGGACCCUGAAGCUGCUGAUUUGCUGUUGCAACUUAGACAGAAGUGGCAUAGCUUAUUUCUGCGUCAUAUGAGAGCUCCUUCAAAGUCGUGGUCUCAGGCUGAUGAAGCAACUGUAAGAACAAUUGUAGCUGUUUUAACUGCUGAAGAACAGUCUGCAGGUUUGCAGCAACCGUCAGGAAUUGGUCAGAGACCAAGACCUGUGGCUUCUGAAGAACUUCCUUUAGCAUCUACACGGAGGUCAGGCAACAGCAGAAAAAGCGCAGCAGAAACUGAAUUCUCUGACUCCUCUAGUGCUGAAAAAGUUUUAAUGAAAUCUGCACCUCCUGCACUUCACCAGGCAAAGAAGUACAAACGAAAAAAUAUUUUACACUCCAAACAAACUUCAGAUGACAGGUCAGAUCGAUCAUCAGUGAAGUCUGCAGACAGCAGUAGCUAUCCUAGCCCUUGUGCUAGUCCUUGUUCUCCAAUAUCUGGAAAGUGUUCCAAAUCUCCUUCACCAAGACAAAAUGUCCCAGUUCGGUACUUUAUAAUGAAAAGUAGCAACUUGCAGAACAUUGAUAUUUCUCAGCAGAAGGGUAUAUGGUCCACUACACCAAGUAAUGAGCGAAAACUGAAUGGAGCCUUUUGGGAGAGCAGCGUGGUUUACUUAAUAUUUUCUGUUCAAGGGUCUGGACACUUUCAGGGUUUUGCUAGAAUGGAUUCAGCAAUAGGGUGUGAGAAAAGUCAAGACUGGGGAUCUCCUGGUUUUGGAGGUGUAUUUAAGGUGGAGUGGAUCCAAAAAGAAAGCAUUCCUUUUCAGUUUGCACACCAUUUGGUCAACCCUUGGAAUGACAAUAAGAAAGUACAAAUAAGCAGAGAUGGCCAGGAGCUGGAACCACAAGUUGGAGAGCAGUUGCUGCAGCUUUGGGACCAUAUUCCUUCAGCAGGAAAAAACUCAACUGAUUAAGCAUGUCAGAUAAUGUGAUGGAGCUGUGGUUGUUGGAACAUCAGCUCUAACCACAAGAACCAGCAGCGUGUCUACAAUAUAAAGAUGAGGAAGAAGGCGGCGCAACAGAUUCCUGAAGCUGCUAGUCAUACUGUGCAGCUAGGAGUGGAAAAAUAAGAGGGAAUUAUGUUGGUUUCAGUGUUUCCUAGUCUUAACAAGUGUCAAUAAUAUUAUCCACCAAUCUGUUUUUGACUGAAUUAUUUUUCUACAGUAGCAUCCAGUAGAUAUUUAAAAACAUGGUAAAGUUCAACUGAUUUUGAAACAAUGCAACACCUGUAAGUUAUUCUUGGGUUUAAAGUAGCGCAGCAGACUGUUUAAACACACAGUUUACAUUUAAAGACUUCUCCAGUAAAAUCCAGUAAAGUGUGUGAAAGAAACCAGUGUAAUGUUAAUUAACCAAUCUUGCAGUUUGCGUAAAAGAAAUAAAUUGAGAAUAAAUGGCUCCAAAUAGAAUAGAGGAUUCCAUAAGUGUUUGUAUGGCAGUGCAAAUUUCUGUAUGACAGUGCAAGAGAGCAGGAUAUAUUCAUACAAACACUUAGACAGCUGGAGAAUAUUACUUUUUAAUUUAAAUUCAUGAGACUUUUGAGUGUGGGUUGGUCCAGUAGUGUUUCCAGUUUCAAAUAUUUUUUACCUUUAAGAAGUACUCACACUUGGAUAAGCUGGAACAGUCUUUCAGAGGCCUGUUGCCAAAUGGCACUCUAAUAGUUCACUAACUUGGGCAUUAUUAGAAGACUUUUACUUCUUUUAUAAAAAAUAAAAAAUAAUUAGCAGUACCACUUCUGUCAUCUUUCAGUGUAGUUCAUGCUUCCUUUCUAUACCUUGUCUUUCAAAUUCUUUUCUUUCUUCCAUACUACUGUUGUUUUGCUUUAUUUCCCUUCUCCGUAGUCUUUAACGUCCUGUACUAUAAGGCUGGUAUAAAUUCAGUCUGCUUAUUGUCAGCACUAUAUGUUUGUGGUCAUUCUCAGGU